Messenger RNA from Ctenocephalides felis (cat flea), 1149 nucleotides. RefSeq names its product acidic fibroblast growth factor intracellular-binding protein (gene Fibp). Lineage: Eukaryota; Metazoa; Arthropoda; Insecta; Siphonaptera; Pulicidae. The coding region runs from base 53 to 1126 and encodes 357 amino acids. The transcript has 10 exons. The record is from RefSeq and is a predicted model, not a curated record. Gene Ontology annotation, cellular component: nucleus.
UUUACAACACGUUGAAUUAACUAUAUCAUAAUUAGUUGGUUUAAAUUUAAUCAUGUACGCAGAAAUUGACGUUUUUAUCAGUAAUUAUACCCUAGUUGAUCCCGAAAUAUAUCAAUUGUGGAUUGAGGGUUACUCAUCAUCUGAAGCAGUUUCCAUUUUAAAACAAAAUGGGGUUAUUCAACAAAUUGGGGUUCCACUAGACCUAAUAGCUUCGGAUGUCCUGGACCAUUACAGGACAUAUUCAUUACUUGAAAGACUAUUGGGAAAUCCACCAAAAUUAUCAGAGCAGCCUGCAUUUCAGUUAGAACCACAAACACGAACACUUUUAAUCGAAAAGUAUUAUUCUUUAGAUGAUAUUGUUGUGAGAGAGCUUCUAGGUAAGAAAUUAUCAUCAAGGCAUAGGAAGGAUUUAGACGAAGUUGCCGAUAAAACCGGUGUCAAAUUAAAAUCAUGCAGAAGACAAUUUGAUAAUAUCAAACGGAUUUUUAAAACGGUUGAAGAACUGCCUGGAAAUAUAUGGAAAAAUGUCAAAAUACAUUUUUUAGUUCCUGAAAAUAUAGCUAGGAAAUAUGGAGCUAUAGUAUUCAUAUCAUGUUUGCGUUUUGAAACAUCCAAAAGAAGAUUACAAUAUUUGACAUUUUCUGAUUUAUUGCAUUGUGCUGAGUCUAUUAUGUCGAACUGGACAUACACACAAACUGGCUCAGACUAUUUUGAUACUGAAAUGGAUCGAGAAUUUUUAUUAGAUUUAAGAGAAAUAAGAGUUCUAUCAGAUAAAGAAAAAGAAUUGAAGCACCUUAUUUGCAUUCGGUUGAAAUCUGGUUUCUUAGAACGAUCUUAUCAAGAAUUAGAGAGUAACUUCAGAUCAUAUUCUCGAUCCAUAAUAUCAAUAGGCUGCAGCUUACAUAGAACUAGAGAAUUGAGAUGUUUAUUUAAUGAAUUGUCAGAAAAAUUAAUUGAACCUUGGAGAAAUGCAGGUUGGACAGAUAAUGAGGUGAAACUAUUUCUGCCAACAUAUGCACAAAGUGCUUUAGAUAUGGAUGUGCUAAAGGAUGCUGAUUUAAAAGCAGCUUGGGAUAGGUACAUGAAAGUUAUAAGCAGUUGUCUCAUAAAAAUAUAUCAUGUAUAGAAUGCAGUGAUUUGCAAAAAUUU